Molecule: messenger RNA, 987 nt
Organism: Candidozyma auris
Lineage: Eukaryota; Fungi; Ascomycota; Pichiomycetes; Serinales; Metschnikowiaceae
Gene: OAC1
Product: Oac1p
Exons: 1
Coding region: 1-987 (328 amino acids)
Source: RefSeq, a predicted model, not a curated record
AUGACGCAAGAGUCGAAAAAGAAGUCUAUUGCCCAGGAUGUGUCUACAAUAGGUGGCUUUAUUGCGGGCGGUAUUGCUGCUUGUGGCGCCGUGACGUUCACCAAUCCUAUAGAGUUGAUCAAAACCAGAAUGCAGCUUCAGGGCGAGUUGACUAGUAAACUGAACGCGCCAAAGAUAUAUAAGAACCCGCUUCAGGCGCUGGUGGUCAUUUACAGAAACGAAGGUCUACGUGGGUUGCAGCAGGGACUCUUGUGUGGGUACGUGUACCAGCUAGGGCUCAAUGGAUGUCGUAUUGGCUUCUACGAGCCCAGUAGGUACUACUUAACAAAGAUCUUUAGCCCAAGCAAACUCACCGGUGACCAGUACAGCGAUGUGCCUCAGAACUUGCUCGUUAACGUUGUUGCAGGUUUUGUAUCAGGCUCCGCUGGUGCUGUUCUUGCUAAUCCCUUCUUUCUCAUAAAGACGAGAAUGCAAUCCUACAACAAGGCAAGUGCAUCACUCAAAGUCAGCGUUGGUGAGCAGACACAUUACAGGGGGCUUGCUGAUGGUCUCAAGCAGAUCUUCAAAACUGAGGGCGUGAAGGGACUCUUUAGAGGCACAGACGCGGCAGUAUUGAGAACUGGUGCUGGUUCUGCUGCUCAGUUGCCCGUGUAUAACUUGACGAAGAAUUACCUUUUGAAGCACAACCUCAUGUCGGAAGGAUCGAUUGGCUUGCACUUUGUUGCGUCCUCAAUGGCAGGCUUGGGAGUGGCCAUUGUGAUGAACCCAUGGGACGUUGUAUUGACAAGACUUUACAACCAAAAGGGCAAUUUGUACAAAGGUCCUGUGGAUUGUUUUGCAAAAACCAUCAAAAUUGAGGGACCCACGGCUUUGUACAAGGGGUUUUGGGCCCAGCUAUUCAGGGUAGGUCCUCACUCCAUCUUGACCCUUAUGUUCAUGGAACAAUCAAUGAAGCUUGUUCACGCUGUUGAGCAAAGGUUCAAGUAA